Naumovozyma dairenensis CBS 421 is the source of this 804-nucleotide messenger RNA. RefSeq names its product 1-(5-phosphoribosyl)-5- ((5-phosphoribosylamino)methylideneamino)imidazole-4-carboxamide isomerase HIS6 (gene HIS6). NCBI's taxonomy places the organism in Eukaryota, Fungi, Ascomycota, Saccharomycetes, Saccharomycetales, Saccharomycetaceae. The transcript has a single exon. Gene Ontology annotation, molecular function: 1-(5-phosphoribosyl)-5-[(5-phosphoribosylamino)methylideneamino]imidazole-4-carboxamide isomerase activity. Gene Ontology annotation, biological process: L-histidine biosynthetic process; L-tryptophan biosynthetic process. The coding region runs from base 1 to 804 and encodes 267 amino acids. The record is from RefSeq and is a predicted model, not a curated record. Gene Ontology annotation, cellular component: cytoplasm.
AUGACAAGAUUUAUAGGUUGUAUUGAUUUGCAUAAUGGUGAAGUAAAGCAAAUUGUCGGAGGUACCUUAACAGAAACAAACAAAAAAACAGAAUCAGACACCUUGAAAACCAACUUUGUAUCACAAUAUCCAUCAUCUCAUUAUGCUAAAUUGUAUAAAACCCAUAACGUUACCGGUAGUCAUGUAAUUAAAUUGGGCCCCAACAAUGAUACAGCAGCAUUAGAAGCCCUAAAGGAGGCACCAAAUUUCCUACAAGUGGGGGGUGGUAUUAAUGAUACCAAUUGCUUGGAGUGGCUAGUAUACGCUAGUAAAGUCAUUGUUACUAGUUGGCUUUUCGAUAAAGAUGGAUCAUUUCAAAUGGAUAGAUUAAAGAAGAUUUCACAAAUAUGCGGUAAAGAUCGUUUAGUGAUUGAUUUGAGUUGUAGAAGGACACCGUCUAAUAAGUGGGUUGUCGCUAUGAAUAAAUGGCAAACAUUAACUAAUUUAGAAUUGAAUGAAGAGGUUUUCAAAUUGUUGAGUGAAUAUUCUGACGAAUUUUUGAUUCAUGCAGCAGAUGUGGAAGGUCUAUGUAAGGGUAUCGAUGAAGAACUCGUUACUAAGCUAUACGAGUGGACGAAAGAUAUUAAACAUUCAGAAUCUAUAAAGAUUGUCUACGCUGGUGGUGCAAAAAGUGUCACGGAUUUGAAUCUUGUGGAGAAAUUAAGUAAUGCUAAAGUUGAUUUAACUUAUGGGAGCUCGUUGGACAUAUUCGGAGGAAAGUUAGUAAAAUUUGCUGAUUGUUGUCAGUGGAAUGAAGAACACUAG